Molecule: messenger RNA, 4943 nt
Organism: Clarias gariepinus (North African catfish)
Lineage: Eukaryota; Metazoa; Chordata; Actinopteri; Siluriformes; Clariidae
Gene: znf407
Product: zinc finger protein 407
Exons: 9
Coding region: 113-4129 (1338 amino acids)
Biological process (GO): regulation of gene expression
Cellular component (GO): nucleus
Molecular function (GO): nucleic acid binding; zinc ion binding
Source: RefSeq, a predicted model, not a curated record
GUCACGACCGCACUACGGAACGCCGCUGGUGACUGAGCUCAGAAAGCGCGGACUGCGUGAAACCGGAAUUAUUUGAGCUGUUUUUGUGAAAUGGUUAAAUAAAGCUGGAGAAAUGGAUUGUUCGAGGAGGAAGUUAAGAUCAGGGAAGGAGACGAGCGAGGAGUGGCCUGAGAAUAAAGCCGGACAAACGCUCCCUGAUGGUGCCAGUGCUAUAAAUAAUGGUGAAAGUAUUGAAGCAGUCUCCGUAACUACUUUAGAGGAGAUUAACAGUAGAACAUGUCGUGAGUGUGAUUUCGUGGCUAAGACAGCAACGGCUCUCAAAAUCCAUUUUAAGAGGAAACACAACAUCUCGCAGGCCAAGGUGAUGGCUACGACAGGUGCUGAGGAAGCACACACGACGGAAAACGUUGCAGAGGAUAUGCUUCCAGCAGACCAAACGAAAUCUACAGUGCCCCAUACAGAAGAACUGAGCAGUGAUGCACCCCCUGUAGACCAGCUCAGCAAUACCACAUCCCCUAUAGAGCAGCUCAGCAUAGAUACGCACUCUGUAGAACAACUCAUCUCCACAGCACCCCCUAUCGACCAGCUCACUUCAAGGCUACUUCCCAUGGACCAGCUCAGCGCUGGAGCACAGCGUUUUGAGCGUCUGUACUGCAGGUGCUGCAGUAUUUACACUUGCACUCCAGAGGAGAUGAACGCACACCUGAGUGACGAAUCCCACAAAGCCUUGGCGAUCGAGAAGAACAUUGGUCCGCUGUUUGAGCAGUGUGUUGAAAAAUUGCUUGUCAUUCUAUCAGACAAACAAAACCAUAGAGACGAGCAGAGCGAACAUGAAGAGGGCGACCAUGAGGGUGGCGGAGACGAUGUCCGCGAGACGGAAUCGGCCGAACGCACUUUAGAAGAGUUGGUCGAGGGUAGCUCUUCUCACAAACGCAAACGCGGAAGGCCCAAGUCGUCGCAAGUGAUGACCUGCAGUCACUGCGGCCUCGUGGCCUCCAAUUCCACAAACCUUAGUGUGCACAUCCGCCGCAAACACAGUCGCCUCUACAGCUUCCACUGCAAACUCUGUAACUACUCCUGCGUGACCAAAGGAGACAUGGACCGGCACUGCGAAACCAAAAAGCACAUUAAACGAGUGGAGAGCGGCAGCAACGGACACGAGGCAGUCGUCAUACUAAAUGCUGAGCAGUCACCACAGAGCGGCGAGGCGGGAUUAGCCAAGAAAACAACAAACGACGCACCGAAUUCUACACAGCAAGAAACGUCAAACGUAAGGCAGGAAGAAGAGGCAGAGGGAACGGAAAGCGACGUUCCCUGCAAAAAGGUCAAAUGCGACCUGGCUUACUCGUGCAAUCACUGUUACUUUGUUGCGCAUUCAGCUUUCUCUCUGGCCUUGCACGUGCGCCGCAAACACACACAGGAUUUCGAGUUUGUGUGUUUGGCAUGCAGUUAUUACGCAGUGACGCGCAGAGAGAUGUCUCGCCACACUGCGACCGAGAAACACAAACUUAAACGGCAGAGAUACUUACAAAAACGGCACAGCACACACCAACAUGACAAGAACGUGGAUGAACAUAGUGAUAACACAAGCCAGGUUGAUGAAAACCUCGCGAACCAACAAUUGCACAGCACAGACGGAACGACAGAAAACCCACACCAAAAUCCUGAGUCUGAAGCCCAAGUCUGUGAUGACAAGGAGCAAAACUCGCACCAGAAAACUGAUCCAGAACCAGACACUGGUGAAAACAAUGGUUUGAAUAAUGAUGAAGGAAAUGAUGGAGCAGCGGGAAAAGGAAGUGAAGGUGAGGAAGAGCUGAAUAUUAACUCGCAGCUGAAAUCCGGUGAAGAUACAAAUAGCUCUCAGGACUUACCUGAUGCAUCAAACGCUGAGGAGGAAUACAACGGCGCUGAUGAUGAUGAUAAUGAUGAGGAAGAAGAAGAAGAGGAAAAUAUGUGUGAGACGACUGCGGAAAUUAGUUCUUCUGAGAGGCGCGUGUUCAGAGCAGCUGCGUUCGACGAAUGCGUCUUUUCAUUGAAAGGGCCAACAGACAAUGAGGAUGAUGGGGAGUCGUAUAAAUCCCUCGAUCAGGCUGCAAAAAUGCUAAAAAUGUCAGAGGGAAAUGAAGGGAGCACACGGAUCCGGUGUGACGACUGCGGGUUCUUGGCUGAGGGUCUAAGCGGCCUGAAUGUCCACAUCACCAUGAAACACUCAUCGAAGGCGAAGAACUUUCACUGCCUGUUGUGUGGGAAGUCCUUCCACUCGGACAGCAGCCUGCAGCAGCACUUAAGCAGCUCGGCACACUUGCGCACGGAGCGGGGCAGCGUAGACGAGCGACCCGAUGGUGGCGCCGCCUUCCGCUGUGUGCGCUGUAACGAGCCCUGCAACUCAGAAGAAGAGCUUUUCGUUCACAUCAAGGAGAAGCACGAGGAGCUGCUGCGUGAGGUGAAUAAGUACGUAAUGGAGGACACGGAGAAGAUCAACCGGGAAAGAGAGGAGAACCCUGGGAACGUGUGCAAACACUGUGGCAAGGUGUGCAAGAGCAGCAACUCCAUGGCAUUCCUCGCUCACGUCCGCACGCACACAGGUUCAAAGCCAUUCAUGUGUAAAAUCUGUAAUUUUGCAACUGCGCAACUCGGAGAUGCCAGGAAUCAUGUAAAGAGACAUCUUGGCAUGAGAGAGUACAAAUGCCACCUCUGUGGGUGGGCAUUUGUGAUGAAGAAACACCUGAACACACACUUGCUGGGAAAACAUGGACUAGGCCAGCCCAAAGAGAGGAAAUAUGAUUGUGAAUUGUGUGAGCGGAGUUUUAGUGAGAAGUGGGCCCUUAAUAACCACAUGAAGCUUCACACUGGAGACAAACCUUUCAAGUGCCCUUGGCCAUCUUGUCACUACGCCUUCCUCACACACUCAGCCAUGAAGGACCACUACAGGACGCACACAGGUGAAAAGUCAUUUUUGUGCGAUCUCUGUGGUUUUGCUGGUGGAACUCGACACGCACUAACUAAACACCGGCGCCAACACACAGGUGAGCGUCCGUUCCGUUGUGAUCUCUGCAGUUUCGCCUCGACCACUCAGUCUCAUUUAACCCGACACAAACGUGUUCACACGGGAGAGAAACCAUACCGCUGCCCCUGGUGUGACUACAGAUCAAACUGUGCAGAGAAUAUCCGUAAGCACAUCCUGCACACAGGGAAACAUGAGGGUGUGAUGAUGUACAACUGUCCUCGCUGUGAUUUCUGCACCAAUUCACCGUCCGAGUUCCGGAACCACCUUAAGGACAAACACCAUGACAUCGAGAACCCUGACCUGGCUUACCUCCAUGCAGGAAUCGUGUCGAAGUCGUUUGAGUGUCGGCUGAAAGGACAGGGGUCGUCGUACGUGGAGGCCGACGCCGCCUUCACACCAGAAGAGGGCCGCUUAGGAGCCGAAACACUGCAGCAAGUCAUCAUCAUCCAGGGAUACGAAGAGGAGGCGGAGCUCCAGGCCCCCGAGAUGGAAGAGGCGGAGCUGGAGGAAUCGGCAGCCGCUACUCUUCAGACGCUGGCCAUGUCCUCCGUCAACACUGAGCUACUGCAGGUUACACAAGAUGGGUGCCUUAUCCCCUACACACACAAAAACUACGUCCUGGUCGAGUCGUCAGGCUCGGGAGCGGAGCAAACGUUGCAGAGGGUCGAGCAAGCAUCGCACGAAACCAAUCAGGAAGGGGCGGGCCCAUCCACAGCGCUAGACGCUCUGCUGUGCGCAGUGUCAGAAAUCGAUCAGCAGUCCGGUGCGGCACAGCGCGACAUCAGAACCACAACCGCCCAACAAGCACACGCCCAGGGGGAAGGACAGGAGGCAGUGCAAGUUUACGGAGAGGUGGUCCAAGUGUUGGGCCACGACCAUGAUGAGGUCUUACAGUUCGCUGCCAGACAGCUGAUGAUUAAGGAAGGGUUGACUCAAGUGAUCGUGAACGAUGAGGGAACUCAUUACAUUGUGACCGAAGUGGCCGACAGCAGCGUAUAUACACAGAGCGAAGGGGCGGAGCCUGGACAGGAAGUUGGGCUUGUGGAUGAUGCAGGAAGCCAGACCGGUGACGCUCCAGUCACAUAUGAAUCAGACAGCAUUAAAAAAGAAGCUCAGGAAUGAAUGAUUGUGGCAGGGAUGACGAGUUUAGCUCCUCCCCUUUUGCUAUAUAUGAUACUACUGGCUCCACCCAGUUAAUUAUGUAGCCAGAGGUAAAGCUACUGAUUUUGCUGUGUGAUAAAAAGGAUUAUUUUAUUAUUUCUAAGUAUUAUUAUUAUUAUUAAAUUGAUUAUCGCUUCGGAGGAAUGUUUGGCCAGUGAAGUUGUACAUAGAUGUUUUCCUUUCUGGAGCAUAAGGAAUCUAUAAAUGCAAACGCAAGCAUAUAAAUGCGACUUUUCCAGGUUAAACUUCUGCAAGAUGAUUUGUAAAUUUGCAACAGCAAUUAAAAAACACAUGUAUAUAUUACUUCACAAUUUGGCAUCAUUAAAGAAAUACUUUUAUUAAACUCAUGGAUUAAGUGGGAAUAUGUGGAGGGAGUUAGGUCAGAUUUUAAACCCCCAUAGCUGAGUGGGUGUGAUUGACUGAAAAGCACUUGAGAGCUGAGGGCAAGACCUAGAGCUGCAGAUUGGGGCCGAAGAUGCCUCCAGAGAUCCAGCAAUCCAGAGGGCGGGGUCAUAAUGAAAGCACCAGAGAGUCCAGUAGGUCCAAGGGAGUGGAGUCGGAUGUCAAAACACACACCAAACCAAUUUUUUUUUAUUUCUUUUUUUACAGUCAGCAUUGUAAGGAGCUUUAAAUCAGGAAAGGAAUGUAUGCCAUGUGAAUGUAGAUCAGAUUUAAUUUUUUCUGCUAUGCUUUGUAGAUUUUUGAAAUUCAUGAUAGCGAUAGCAGUGGUUAAAACAAAUGCACAUUUGUUGCGAGUGAAUUUCAAUAAAACAAA